Molecule: messenger RNA, 1254 nt
Organism: Cyphellophora attinorum
Lineage: Eukaryota; Fungi; Ascomycota; Eurotiomycetes; Chaetothyriales; Cyphellophoraceae
Product: putative lipase ATG15
Exons: 1
Coding region: 1-1254 (417 amino acids)
Biological process (GO): macroautophagy; multivesicular body membrane disassembly; piecemeal microautophagy of the nucleus
Molecular function (GO): glycerophospholipase activity
Source: RefSeq, a predicted model, not a curated record
AUGUUAGCGUUACGCAAGUGUUGGUCUGUAGUCAAACUGGCUGCAAUCUUUCUGUUGGUAUCAUUUCUGUCUGGAGUAUACUGCACGUCAUGGCGGCUCACAGAAGACCAACCAUUCAUCUCCUUGAAGGACACCGCCGCAACCCAAGAAGUCCAGAAUGACGAGACUGGACUGUGGAAUGAGUUCACUUAUCGAUAUUCUUUCAGCCACGAUCUACAGGACAUCUCUGCACCAGCUCAAUUCGGGUCCAUCAACGAAGCGCUCGUUCAGGCCGGCAAUGCGAUACAUCCUCUGCCGUUCGCCAUCAAGCGCGACUCACAUGGCCUCCAUGAGGUAGCUGGAGCAUCGAUGGCACCCAUGGGGCCAGAUGUGACCGACCGAGCAACAGUCAUCAACCUCGCCAAGAUGACCUCAGACGCAUAUGUCAUGAAUCCAUCCCAACCAGACUGGCUGAAUACAACCCUCAAGUUCAACUAUUCCUCAAGCUUCGGCUGGGAGGGCGAAGGACUCCGAGGCCAUCUGUUCAGCGACCGCUGGAACAAGACCGUCAUCGUAGCGUUCAAGGGCACGACCGUCGAUCCACGCGAGAAAUGGCGAUAUCAAGAUCGCGUGAACGAUAAUAUCCUUUUCAGCUGCUGUUGUGGCGCGCAACGCCCUGAUCCAUAUCCCUAUGCGCCGGUGUGUGAGUGUUCAACGGGGACUUAUCAGUGCAAUUCGACGUGUUUGGUCAAGGAGCUGGCUCAGGAGGAUCGGUACUAUGCUACUGCGCUAGGAGUGAUGUUCAAUAUCACGCAUAUGUUCCCAGGGUCGGAUAUUUGGCUGGUUGGGCAUUCGUUGGGAGGCGCGGUCGCGUCGUUGAUGGGACAUACCUUUGAUUUUCCCGUGGUGACGUUUGAAGCACCACCCGAGCGACUUCCCACGAAACGUCUCGCAUUGCUUGAGAAGACAAAGUCACCGAUCUACCAUAUCGGCAAUACGGCAGAUCCGAUCUACAUGGGCGCAUGCAGUGGAUGGAGUUCGUCGUGCGGCCUUGCAGGCUAUGCCUUUGAGAGUCAGUGUUUCACGGGAAAGGUGUGUCAGUAUAACACGGUCAUGGAUUUGGGCUGGUCGUUAAGUAUUGCGAAUCAUCGGAUCAAUACGGUGAUCACGGAGGUGCUGGAGAAGUAUAAUUCGACGCCGCCAUGUGUGAUUGAUGAGGAUUGUGUUGAGUGCUACAACUGGAAUUUUGCCGACGGUUCAUUACUUGGACGUUGA